Molecule: messenger RNA, 2702 nt
Organism: Paramuricea clavata
Lineage: Eukaryota; Metazoa; Cnidaria; Anthozoa; Malacalcyonacea; Plexauridae
Source: the annotation of a GenBank genome assembly
CAGGCGAAGCACUGAAGCGAGGCAGUUUUUACAACAUUCCGAUUGUGAGAAUCUAAAAGUUUAUAUGUGAAAAAAUUGUUUUGAGUUUUCAUUUAUAACUUCUGAAACAGCCAAAAAGGGGAAUUUGCGACGUGAGUAUGUUUCGAUUGUUAAUAUUCCAUAUUUAUUGUGUGUAUAAAUUAAUAUUUCUGCUUCAAAAUAGGCAGAAAUUCUUGGUAAAAAUUUGUUACAUUUUGAUUCGAGAAUGGAAUGUGUUUAUAUUUCGAUAACGUUCGCAUCGUAGUCUUCAAUGUACUCUUACUGUCGAAGUCUAGAUUACUAAAUUUAAGUUAUGUUGUGUUGUGCUAGAAAAAGACCCUGCAAACCUUUUAUUUUUUAACUAAAUAUUUAAAACAAAAUUAAUCAUCUUUUGCCCACAACGCAAUAUAAAAGUCAUUUGUUUAUCUUUUUAUACCAACACUAAUUUUUUCUUAUGAUUGUUAGGGUCCUUAUGGCUGGUUCAACGCGUUGGUUGGAAUAUUUUAUUAGUUUGGAAGGUCUCAUUAAGAUCUUAGAAUUUGUAAGUCUGCUUGUGAUGUUUUACAUGAUGAUAGAUGCUGCCAUUGGUAUUGUAAUGAUAGCUUCUUUGUAUAAAAAUUCAGCUAGCAAAGUACUUUGUUCAGUACCUAAUUUCUGAAAUCAUUUGUUGUAUUUAUACACAUAGAUGGAUCUUACACACACGUGUUCAUCUGAGUAGAUGGCAUACAUAAUUGUGUGGUUCAUUUCGACAGGUGAUCCGCCUGUUACACACACAAACUACCCUACAAACUACGUUUCUUUACCAAAGUUCCUUCAGUUCAGACAGAUCGUCCGCCUCUAGUUUAAAUUGGGCUGUGAUGAAAUUUUAAAAUUUUACAUUUGUAUGUAUUUCUAGAUCGUGUCCAUCCUGGCAUUUGUUUUGAUUCUGAAUUUUGACGAUUGGAGCUUAUUUUCACGAUAUGGUUUCUACAUAAUUGUGUCAGGUCUAUGUUGGUGCUCAUUGCUGAUUAUCUUGAUACUUCAUGCUGUUGGUUUGUGUGCUGGCAAGGUGUAUGGAAACUGGCAGAGAGAAUACUCCUUGUUUGUGUUCAUGCUCAGCUAUUCCCUCUCAUUCAUGUUUCUCUUCUUCUUUGGAUCAGCACUCUUGGCUCAAUGGGCAUAUGAUUUGGCUGAUGGCUUCCUCAUUCUCUGUGUGGUAAGUAAUUUAGUAAUAUACCCAACCUAAAUUACUUUACCCAACCUACAUUACUUGAAAUGAUUUACUCAAGAAGAUUAUAAUCAGAUUUAGUCUGUAGUCGCCCCUGAACAUCGACCAGUCUAAGAAAUUAAUUGGGUCAUUCCAGAAAACAUCCAUACCUCCCCCACAGAGGAAAUUGAAAGUUAACCCGCUUACUCCCUUUGGACGUCCUAAUACACUUACUAUUAUCAGAAACAAAUUUUUCUUUCCUCCAUGGGUGAAGUGCAGAUCUUUUCCGGAACGACCUAUUAGUGAUUUACGCAGUGAAUAAUGAGUAGCUCAUUGGGAUAUUAAUUUAACUCAUACCAAAAUAUCAGUCACAAAAACUAGGAUAUAUAGUCAAGCUGACUGCUGACAUUCUUUUUUCAAACAUUAUAUUCCCUGAAUUGUGUUGCUAAUUAGCACUAUUAUCAACCAAUUACAUUUCAGAUUCUUGGUUUCGUGUUGGUCAUAUUAUUUUUCAUCGACAGUUUCAUCUACUACAAGCGAGUGCGACAGAUCCGCAUUGAGGAAGUCACCUGGAAACCUAAGCGCACUGGCACCUCUUACGCUUAAUAGACAUCAACUUUUUGUUUGCUGUAUAUCUUUAAGUUUACCAGACUACUGUAGUUCAUAUUAAUGCACUGGACAUCCUCUACAUUAAUGUUUAUCAGACUAGUAUAUAUAUAGUUAGAUUUCUCCCUGGAUGUAAUAAAUUUAUUGUAACAAUAUUGUAUACAUGUUUACUUUCCUGGCAACUUGUCUUAAGGAAGUUUAUUACUUAAGAUAGUCUCAAAUCCUACACAUUCAUCAACUCUUAAUCCAUGUACAAAACUUGUACGUGUACUGUUGUAUAUUUGCAAUACAAUGCAAUACAUAGGACAUUGUUCUAGCCUUAUAUUCUUUAAAAAGUUCUGUCUACUGUCAUCUAUCAUUUGUUCAUCUGUAUUAGAAAUAAAAUGUGAUUGAACUUAAACUUAAAUUGACUUUAAAGUGUGAAUGUGAAACUUUAUUUACUGUGACAACCUGGUGUUCAGGAAACUACAAAAUUGAAUCAAAAUGUUUGAUGUGAUUCUUGACAACUACAGUACACAUAGGAUUGAUAAAGGUUGUUAAAGUUGUUAUCUCUAUUGUAGUAAAUACUUUUUGAAUAGUUUGUAAUUUUAAUUGUAUAUUUCUUGCAUAUAGUUGCAGUGUGUAAUGGCUAAUUGAGCUACUUUCAUUUUAAUAAAUAAUCCAAAAAAUAUCUAGUGUGUUUUUAUUGAUAUCAGAAACAACUUCACUAAAAUCCAUGUUCUUUCAACAAUCUUACAACAGCUUCUUUAUGAUAACCUUUUAUCUUUACUUGACUUGUUAUUUCAUUUGUUUGAAAAUGAACUUCCUCUCCUAAAUUUUCUUUUAAAAAUCUCACAAGUUCCUAGAAAGCAAAGAAAGUUUAUUUCAUAGAAUGCAUGGUGUGGAGCUUGGU